Messenger RNA from Candidozyma auris, 1146 nucleotides. Its product is annotated as ssDNA endodeoxyribonuclease SAE2. The transcript has a single exon. Bases 1 to 1146 code for a protein of 381 amino acids. Lineage: Eukaryota; Fungi; Ascomycota; Pichiomycetes; Serinales; Metschnikowiaceae. The record is from RefSeq and is a predicted model, not a curated record.
AUGGAUCCCGACGGACAAAUCCGGUCAGCAGUAGCCAAUAUCAAAGAUGAGCUUCAGCGGAUUCUUGCUAUUACAGAAGUGCGGGAUCUCGACACCAAGUUCGAAGAUUUCCGGGCACUGCUCAUCCAAGAGUUCAACAAGAAACUACGUGAGUUGAAGGACAAAAACAAAGAUUUGACCUACGAAAACAAGCAGCUUCGUAAACGGCUUCAAGCAUACGAGCAAAAUUCACCAACAAAGGCCCGUUCCACCAAGUCUGUCGGGUCAAUUCCAAAUCUCCAGUAUGUUUCACCGAUCAACAGAAAACGUAAGGGUUCAGACGAAGAAAGUGAACAGCAAGUAAUGAUUCUCUCGAGCCCCGUGAAACGCCCGCCACAAGAAUCAUCUCCCGCAGACUUGGCAAAACGUGAUUUGACAAGCUCCCAGUUCAACCGUCUCCCAACGCAAUAUUCCGAGAUGGAACUGCCGAAGAAACUGCCGAGGAAGCUGCGCAAAAAGGAUCAAGGCGGGCCUAUUUCGUCGCCCAUUAAGAAUGAUUUUGUUGUAGAUGACGAGCGGGUGGUGGCCAACUCCGAGGACGAGUUCCAGGGACUUGACGAGAAGGAAAUCGGGGUGCCUGAGCACUACACCUCACUCCAGCGAGUAGCAUUUCUUCGAAAUUACUAUCAGAUGAGACUCAGCGAUAGCAAGUUCAAGGUUAACUUGUCAACAAACCCGAUCACGGAGAAGCCAUGGGCACCAGACGACUUCCGACCCAACAGCGCAUGGCGACGGCCCAAGAGAAUGGAGAGCAGGGUAAUGACGAAGGAACAGGAGAGAAAUUACCAUGAAUUCUUUGCUCAAGCUGGAAAAGGUUCCCGUGUGGAAGGACCAGUAUGGGAUAAAGAUGACGAAGACCUCCAGGAGGAAGAGGUGCACCGGUCUCAGAUCAUGGACAAGUACCUGCUGCCGCCAGGGUUCAUGAUAGGCUCUUUCCCAACGACACAAGAGCAGGAAGAGCAGAAAGAAUAUGUGAGGAAGCGUAAUGAAGAGCGUGUACAGCGGCGCUUGCAAAGUGCUUUGGCCAAAGAGCCAGGCGAAUUCAUCUUCUACGAGGACGUGUUGAACCAAUACGUUGCAAGAAAUCAAGUCGUGAGGGACCGGUAG